AUGAGAAGAUAGAUGAAAAAACUUAAGGAAUAAAAUGAACCUAAAGAAGUUGUGGAUGAAUAAUUAGUAAAACAAGUUCAUCAAGUAGAACAAUAGAAAAAAUAAAAGUAAGUAUUUUAGAUGAUGGAAAUGUCAGAUUCAGAAGAUGAAUAAUAACCAGAAUUAAAAAAUGAUGAAAGUCAAACUCAAUAAUUAAAUCAAAUAAUUUAGCCAUAAAAUGAUUAAAAUAAUAAUAAUUAACAAAAAAAGAAAAAUAAAAAUAAAAAGAAGAAAGAUAAAAAAUAAUCAUAAUAAAAUCAAGAUGAUGAUUUAAAAUUUUUAGAUAAAGUUUAAGCAGAAUAAAUACAACAAUAACAAUAAUAAAUAAUAUAAUUUUAAGAAUCUUAAGAAAAUGGUCCUCUUGCUAUUAACAUCAAAAGAUUAAACUAUAAUAAAGAAUUAUAAUAAUACUUUAAAAAUGCUAAAAUUGCAGGUGGUUAAUAAAAGAAAGGACAUAAAAAUAUCAAAUAAUCUUACCUUACUUAUAAUCCAGAAAUUUAAAUUCCAUAGGCUAAUAAAUUUAAUGUAAAAUUUGGAAAUUAAAAUGAGUAAGGUUUGUAAUUAUUCACUUUUGUGGCUUCUUAAUAAUAUGAAAGACUUUAAUAAGAUUAUGCAACUGUUAAGGGUUAUUAUGAUCCAUAAGCUAUUUUUAAUUUCUUAUAAAUGAAUCCAUCACAUUGUGAAGCAUAAUUUGAUGUUAGUGAAUAUUUUAGAUUAAAAGGAGAUUAUAAAGAAGCAAAUGAGCUUUUAGAAAGAUUACUUUAUAUUUAUGAAAGCAGUUUAGGUUUUGGUUUCAAUAAAUUCUUUGAAGAUGCUUCAAUUAAUCUAGAGAUUGAAGAAAAUGCUCAUAGCAAAGUAUUUUUAAUGUCCUUAUUUAAAUUUACAGAUGUAUUAACAAGAAAAGGAUGUUAUAAAGCAGCUUUAGAGUAAUUAUAUAUAUAUUAUAUUAAGGUUUUCGAAAAUAUUAUUGAAAUUUUGUCCAACAAAAGAUCCUUAUGGUGCAAUAUUUCUAAUUGAUUGUAAUGCACUUAAAUCAGAACAAUACGAUUAUUUGAUAAACUUUACUACUAAUUUUGCAAGAAGUGUCUAUAAAACUAAUAAAUGUUCUAUUGUUUUUAUGCCAAAUCUUAUUUAUAAUUGUGCAUUAGCAAAAUUUUUAGAAUAAGGAGAAAAUCAUAAUUACUCUUUUAAUGAUUAAAACAUAACUGAUGCUAUUAAUAAUUUUGGUCCUAAUCCUUUACAAGCAUCACAUCAAGUAUUAAUCAUUUAAGCAAUUCUUUUAUAUCCAAUUGUCCUUAAAUAAUUAGCAGAAGCUAAUGAAUUCUCUAAACAAAAUGUUGGAAAUUUAGAGAGCUUUGUUAAUAAUUAAAGAAAACCAUUUAAAGAAUUAUUGACUGAAGAAUUUUUAUAAAGAGAUACAUAUUUACAUUGGUUCUUACAAUUAGAUUCUGAGGAUGAUAAUGAAGGAUUUUUAAAAUCUAUUAGUAUUUUCAUUGAAAAAAGUAAAUCUCAAUGGAAAUAAAAUGAAAUCCUUAAAUGGAUCAAAGGGUAUUCUAUUUAUAGUUAAUUAAUUAGUGCUUUGGGAUUGAUUGUCAAUCAUAUUAAAGACCAAAAGUUAGACCUUAUUUCUUUUUAUGAAGACCUCAGUGUUGUUAAAGAAGGAACACCCAUCUGUAAUGAAAUUCCUUUCCAAUAUCGAAGAUAUAAAGAAUUAUCCAAAAGUCAUUUCUUAGAGAAUCCAGAAAGGUAUUUCUUAAAUUCAUUUAGACUCGAUUUCAAUAAUAUCUUUGCUGAAAAUAUAGGUGCAUAAUAACAAUAGCCUCAAUAAUAACUUCCAGACAAUUUUAAUCCUAUUAAUGUAAAUCAAGAGUUAUUGUAAGCAGUUUUUGAAACUCUUUUGCAAUAGGUUAAUGAUCCUAAUGACGAAAUGUGA
This is a messenger RNA of Paramecium pentaurelia, 1972 nucleotides long. NCBI's taxonomy places the organism in Eukaryota, Ciliophora, Oligohymenophorea, Peniculida, Parameciidae. The record is from the annotation of a GenBank genome assembly.